Messenger RNA from Gymnogyps californianus (California condor), 792 nucleotides. It is a transcript of the gene ACER1, whose product is annotated as alkaline ceramidase 1. Gene Ontology annotation, biological process: ceramide metabolic process. Gene Ontology annotation, molecular function: hydrolase activity, acting on carbon-nitrogen (but not peptide) bonds, in linear amides. The record is from RefSeq and is a predicted model, not a curated record. The coding region runs from base 1 to 792 and encodes 263 amino acids. The transcript is spliced from 6 exons. Gene Ontology annotation, cellular component: membrane. Lineage: Eukaryota; Metazoa; Chordata; Aves; Accipitriformes; Cathartidae.
AUGCCGAGCAUAUUUUCCUACCAGAGUGCCGAAGUCGACUGGUGUGAAGGCAAUUUUGAGCGCUCAACGGUCAUUGCGGAGUACUACAACACCAUCAGCAAUGUAGGCUUCUUUGUCCUUUCUCCUGCCCUGCUCUACCUGAACCGGCAGUACUGUCAGCAGCGCGCCUUGCCCUUGUAUGUCAUCUCUGGCCUACUCUUCUGUGUAGGUAUCUUCUCCACGUACUUUCACAUGACCCUGAGCUACGUGGGACAACUCUUGGAUGAGCUCUCCAUCCUCUGGACGGUGGCUGUGGCAUAUGCCUUUUGGUACCCAAGGGUUUACUACCCCAGGUGCAUCAAGAGCAGGAAGCAUUUCUUCUGGUUGAGUGGUGUCACCACUGUGAUCAGUACCUUGAUGUCCUUCAUCAAACCAGCCUUCAAUGCCUACAUGCUCAACUGCAUCGCCUUCCACCUGCUGUACCUGACAUGGUGUGAGCUGAAAAAGUGCAAUGACAAAAGGGUUCACCGGAUGGCCGCAGCCAUGGUCAUGUGGUGGGUACUGGCCAUCAGCAGCUGGAUAAGCGACAAGUGGCUCUGCGGGCUCUGGCAGGCCAUCAACUUCCCCUACUUCCACAGCUUCUGGCAUGUGCUGAUAGCCAUGUCCCUCCUAUACUGCUGCCCACUGGUCAUCUACUUUGACGUCACCUACGAGAUGCCAUCGUUCAAGCCAAAGCUCGGAUAUUGGCCCAGCGACUCUUGGCCUGUUGUGGUGCCUUACAUUGCCCUGGAGGAACCCCACAAGCAGUGCUAG